CGUCUGAAUCACCACUAGACUGGGAAGGAAAGUUCCACACAUCCAGCCCAGCAAAGAGCAGCACAAAGCUGAGAGAACAACUCAGAGAAGAGAACUGAAGAAGAGUGGAGAUGAAUCUUAUCCCAGACUUUGCAAUGGAAACCUGGGUUCUCCUGGCUGUCAGCCUGGUGCUGCUCUACCUAUAUGGGACCCACUCACAUGGACUUUUUAAGAAGUUGGGAAUUCCUGGGCCAACACCUCUUCCUUUCCUGGGUACUGUUUUGGGUUACCGUAAGGGAUUUUGGGAUUUUGAUGCAGAAUGUCAUAGAAAGUACGGGAAAACGUGGGGAUUGUACGAUGGUCGACAGCCUCUGCUGGUUAUCACGGAUCCUGACAUGAUCAAAACAGUGCUAGUGAAAGAAUGUUAUUCUGUCUUCACAAACCGGCGGUCUUUUGGUCCAGUGGGCUUUAUGAAAAAUGCCAUCUCUAUAUCUGAGAAUGAAGAAUGGAAGAGAAUACGAGCAUUGCUGUCUCCAACCUUCACCAGUGGAAAACUGAAGGAGAUGUUCCCCAUCAUGAGCCAGUAUGCAGAUGUGUUGGUGAGAAACCUGAGGCAGGAAGCAGAGAAAGACAAGCCCAUCAACUUGAAAGAUGCCUUUGGAGCCUACAGCAUGGAUGUGAUCACAGGCACAUCAUUUGGAGUGAACAUUGAUUCUCUCAACAACCCACAAGAUCCCUUUGUGGAAAACACCAAGAAGCUCUUAAGAUUUGAUUUUCUUGAUCCCUUCCUUCUGUCGAUAAUACUCUUUCCAUUCCUUACCCCAGUUUAUGAAGCACUGAGUAUUACUGCAUUUCCAAAAGAUGUUAUAGACUUUUUUAAAAAAUCGGUGAAAAGGAUGAAAGAAAGUCGCCUGAAAGAUAAAGAAAGGCACCGAGUAGAUUUCCUUCAGCUAAUGAUCGACUCCCAGAACACCAAAGAAACGGUGUCCCAUAAAGUUCUGUCUGAUCUGGAGCUUGUGGCACAGUCAGUUAUCUUCAUUUUUGCUGGCUACGAGACCACUAGCAGUGCUCUUUCUUUCAUUAUGUAUGAACUGGCCACUCACCCUGAUGUCCAGAAGAAACUGCAAGACGAGAUUGAUGCGGCUUUGCCCAAUAAGGCACCUGCCACCUAUGAUGCCAUGGUACAGAUGGAAUAUCUUGACAUGGUGGUGAAUGAAACUCUCAGAUUAUUCCCAAUUGCUGGAAGACUGGAGAGGGUCUGUAAGAAAGAUGUUGAAGUCAAUGGAGUGCUCAUUCCCAAAGGGGUCACAGUGAUGAUACCAACCUAUGCCCUUCACCGAGACCCAAAGCACUGGAUAGAGCCUGAGGAGUUCCGUCCUGAAAGGUUCAGCAAGAAGAACAAGGACAGCAUAGAUCCUUACAUAUACCUGCCCUUUGGAACUGGGCCCCGAAACUGCAUUGGCAUGAGGUUUGCUCUCAUGAACAUGAAACUUGCUCUUGUCGGAGUCCUGCAGAACUUCUCCUUCAAACCUUGUGAAGAAACACAGAUCCCCCUGAAAUUAAGCAGGCAAGGAUUUCUUCAACCAGAAAAACCCAUUGUUCUAAAGGUUGAAUCAAGAGUUGGGACUGUAAGGGGAGCCUGAGUUUCCCAAAGGACUUCUGCUCUGUUCUUCAAGAAAGCUAUGUCUAAGAACACCAGACACCCCAAUUUACUCUGUGAAUAAAACCAAGAAAUGAAGAUGAGCUGCUCCUACUGCAGUUGAAGAACAUUUGGAGAUUCCAUACAUUCAUGGAGCUCUCUCAGUAUCUGUGUAGAAAACUACAUAUUGUGUGACAUGAAGUAACUAAACCAGUGGACUCCUCUUCCCUGGUUCUUAUAGGAUGAUUUCCACCCACUCCCACUUAGGAUCAUUGACUCCUCCUCAAGUCUGAUUAAAGAAUAAACAUUUCUCAACAACUUCAUUGAUAAAUUUUAAAGAAAAUGAGAAUUAUUGUGGUGACUCUAGUGGCAUUCAUAUGUAUAGUUGUUAUAUUCUUUAAAAAGUAUUAUACUGAACAAAUCAAUAAACACCUCCUUGCAAAAGUA
Otolemur garnettii (small-eared galago) is the source of this 2065-nucleotide messenger RNA. It is a transcript of the gene CYP3A4, whose product is annotated as cytochrome P450 3A4-like. Gene Ontology annotation, biological process: oxidative demethylation; steroid metabolic process. The transcript is spliced from 13 exons. The coding region runs from base 111 to 1622 and encodes 503 amino acids. Gene Ontology annotation, molecular function: testosterone 6-beta-hydroxylase activity; heme binding; iron ion binding. NCBI's taxonomy places the organism in Eukaryota, Metazoa, Chordata, Mammalia, Primates, Galagidae. The record is from RefSeq and is a predicted model, not a curated record.